Molecule: messenger RNA, 1437 nt
Organism: Cotesia congregata
Lineage: Eukaryota; Metazoa; Arthropoda; Insecta; Hymenoptera; Braconidae
Source: the annotation of a GenBank genome assembly
AUGUUCGAUAGCGAUUGCAAAUCCCAAAAUCACAUAAUAUGUUCUGAAGACAACGAAUGUGUGUGCAAAAAAAAUUACAUUAAAAUUGGCCUUUCGUGUCGGCCAUUAAUAGGAUCGUUUUGUAAGAAAAAUGAAGACUGUUUUCCUGAAAAUUCUGUUUGUGUUGAUCACAAAUGCAAAUGUAAAGAAUAUUUUGUUCCAAAAUCUUAUGAACGCUGUGAACCAACUUAUUUUCACUCGAAAUGUAAUUCGAGAGACGAAUUGUGCCAAGAAGCUCAAUUUUUUUCCUGCACAAAUGAUGGUAAAUGCUUUUGUCCACCAAAUCAUAUUGUAUCGAAUGAUAAGUGCCUCCCAUUAUUAAACGAGCAUUGUGUUGAGAAUGAAGAGUGUUUAAUUGAUUUCUCGUCCUGUGUGAACAAUCAGUGUCAAUGCAGACCUGAAUAUGCCGCGCAAGACAACAAUCUAUGCUUACCAACGCGUCUGAAUUAUAAGUGUAAAUUCGAUGAAGACUGCAGUAAAAUACAUAACUCUAAAUGUUCUGAGUUUAAGGGCUGUAUUUGUAGAAAAAAUUAUUAUCAACUGACGGAAACAAUUUGCUCUCCGAGUAUCGGCGGGCCAUGUGCUUCAAACAUGGAUUGUACUGUUGAAAAUUCUUUCUGUAUUAAAAAUUCUUGUAAAUUUCUUUAUAAAUCCUGUCAUUUGGAUGAAGAUUGCGUUAACAUAAAAUUUUCAAAGUGUUCAUCAAAUAAUGAAUGUAUUUGUGAACCAAACUAUCUUGCUUCAACGGAUAAGACAUCAUGUUUGCCACUUAUAGGUGGAGAAUGUGAAUUAGAUGAAGAUUGUGUGACGGAAAACUCUAACUGUUAUUCUAGGAAAUGUCAAUGCAAAAAAUAUUUCGUUCCCAAUGUUAUUGAUGGAAAAAACGAAUGCGAACGAAGACUUCCCUGUAGUAAUCACAUAGAUUGUGCAUUGACACAGAACUUUCUAUGUUCAGAUGAUAAAGUCUGUGCUUGUCGGAAAAAUCAUCAUGAGUUUAACAAUAAAACUUUUUGCACACCCAUUAUUAAUGAAGAGUGUUCGACUGACAAAGACUGCAGAUUUGAUAAUUUUCAUUGUUUCAAUUUUACAUGCCAGUGCAAGCCUAAUUAUUUUGCCGUUUCAGACACUCAAUGUGAAAUCGAACAAUCCGUAGUUCAUUGUAGUGAUAAUAUUGACUGCGGAGAUCCGUGGCAUGCAGAAUGCUCAAUAAAUAAUUAUUGUGUGUGCAAAUCAAACAAUAGAUUGAUUAAUAAAGCGACAUGUUAUCCACUUUUGGGCGGACCUUGUUGGAAAGAUGACCAAUGCUCGCUUCCAAAUUCUGUUUGCAUUGAUUAUCGUUGUAAAUGUCAGUCGGGUUUUAAAGCCGUAGCUACUAAUCUUUGCAUACCUGCUCAGUAA